AAGCUCUCCGACUUUAGUUAAAGGAGUAGACGCCUUCGUCGGUUUUCUUUUUCCGUUGGCUAAACCCCAACACCCUCCCUCGAACACUCUCUUGCGGCCGAGGGCGGUCGGUGCGGGUGAAUUAGGGUUAGGGUUAAGUUUUGAUCGGGGUUUGGUUGAGAUGGUGGCGGACAAGGGGAAGAAGGCGAAGGUGGUGGAGCGAGGGGAGGAGGACUCCGAACACAUCGACGGGAAGCUCGUUCUCUCCAUAGAGAAGCUACAGGAGAUUCAGGACGAGCUCGAGAGGGUCAAUGAGGAAGCAAGUGAUAAAGUUUUGGAGGUGGAACAGAAAUAUAAUGAGAUACGUGGACCUGUUUACAAGAUGCGGAAUGAGAUCAUCAAAUCUAUUCCAGACUUUUGGUUGACUGCCUUUCUGAGCCACCCAGCACUUUGUGAUCUUGUGACUGAAGAAGACCAAAAGAUCUUCAAGUACCUGGAAUCAUUAGAUGUGGAAGAUUUUAAAGAUUUGAAGUCAGGCUAUUGCAUAACUUUUAGCUUCUCCCCUAACCCUUAUUUUGAAGAUACAAGCCUUAAAAAGACAUACUCCUUCUUUGAUAAUGGAACCACUAACAUAACUGGUACAGCAAUCAGGUGGAAGGAGGAGAUGUUGAAGAACACUGCAAAUGGUGUUGCUUACAAGAAGAAUGGAAAUAAACGACCCUUUCCUGAGGAAAGUUUCUUUAGCUGGUUUGGUGAAACUCAGCAGAAAAGCAUCUCAGAAGGGUUUUCUGACGAGGUGGCUGAGAUAAUAAAGGAAGAUUUAUGGCCCAAUCCUUUGAAGUACUUUAACAAUGAGGCUGAUGAGGAGGAUUUUGAUGGAGAUGAAGAUGAUGAAGAGGGCACUGACUCUGAAGAUGAUGAUGUUCAAGGCGAUGAAGAUGAUGACGGAGAAGAUGAUAGCUAAUUUAUGGUUCAUUGUUUUUCUUCUAUUUUGUCUCCUUGUCAUGUUUAUGUGGCUCAGGUGAACCUGGUGUUGCAGAAGGGCUAGAAUGCCAUAUUAAGGAUGGCAGCUGUCGCUCUUUCCUCUUUUGCAGACUCUAGCAAAAGAGGUCUUUGGUUAUCUGUGCUAGGAGUUGAGACUAUUAGUAGGAUAUAUCUUGGAUGUAUGACAUGUUUAUCUUUACUUCUGUAGAGGUUUUUUUGGUUUUUUCCUGUUCUCCA
Molecule: messenger RNA, 1200 nt
Organism: Elaeis guineensis (African oil palm)
Lineage: Eukaryota; Viridiplantae; Streptophyta; Magnoliopsida; Arecales; Arecaceae
Product: NAP1-related protein 2
Biological process (GO): nucleosome assembly
Cellular component (GO): nucleus
Source: RefSeq, a predicted model, not a curated record